Diaporthe amygdali is the source of this 2091-nucleotide messenger RNA. RefSeq lists its product as uncharacterized. Gene Ontology annotation, molecular function: DNA binding; histone binding. NCBI's taxonomy places the organism in Eukaryota, Fungi, Ascomycota, Sordariomycetes, Diaporthales, Diaporthaceae. Bases 1 to 2091 code for a protein of 696 amino acids. Gene Ontology annotation, biological process: positive regulation of DNA-templated transcription. The transcript has 3 exons. The record is from RefSeq and is a predicted model, not a curated record. Gene Ontology annotation, cellular component: SWI/SNF complex.
AUGGAGGAGGAGAAUGUCAGCUACGGCACCCCUGCCAAUGGCGCAUCGCCCGGCAGCAAUCCGAUCCUCGCGCAACCACCUCUGGCAGAUGUAAACCCCAGCGAAGAUGUCCAAAUGGGUGAGACCACAUCCACUGAGCCAGCCAUUAAACAAGACAGCACCACACCCGCACCAGGAGUAUCCUCGGACAACCCUCUCGAUGCCCCCGAGGCCCCGGCCCCCGACAAUGUCGCGGCCCAGGACGAGGACAUGGUCGAUGCCGAGGGCGAAUCGAAAGGAGAGCAACCCAAGGAUGGCGAGGCCAACGGCGAGGCCACUGUCGGAAAGACGAAGGAGGCGAUCGAGAAUGCAGCGCGCGAACAUCUCAUCUCCCAGAAGCACUCCAUUAUCCUGCCCAGCUACAGCACCUGGUUCGACAUGAAUGUCAUUCACACCACCGAGCGCAAGGCUCUGCCAGAAUUCUUCAACAACCGCAAUCGAAGCAAGACUCCGUCCGUCUACAAGGACUACCGGGAUUUUAUGAUCAACACUUAUCGACUCAAUCCUGCCGAGUACCUCACCGUCACGGCCUGCAGGAGGAACCUUGCUGGCGACGUGUGCGCCAUCAUGAGGGUUCAUUCCUUCCUUGAGCAAUGGGGCCUGAUCAACUAUCAGGUCGACCCGGACCACCGGCCGUCUCCAACUGGUCCGCCUUUUACUGGUCACUUCAGAAUCAUCUGUGACACUCCCAGAGGUCUGCAACCGUGGCAGCCAGCAGCAGACCCGAUUGUCGCUCAAGGAAAAGCCAAUGCGGAUACUGAAGCCAAGGCCAAGGCUGGUCCAGUUCCCAAGAGUGAGCUGAACCUAGAAGUUGGCCGUAAUAUUUAUGAGGCCAAUGCCAAGGGCGCCAAACUCAACAAGAGCGAAGGCAAGACUAAUGGUGAUGGUCCCGCGACAAAUGGCGUGUCAAGCACGUCCUCUGAUGAGCUUACCAAGGCGCCCAUCGCCAAGGUUAACUGCCAGACCUGCGGCGCUGACUGCACCCGAAUCUACUACCACAACAACUUCGUUGAUUCAGCGUCAAACAGCAAGAAGAGCACUGACAUCUGCCCGAGCUGCUUUGUCGAUGGCCGAUUCCCAGGGAACCAGUUGGCCACCAACUACCAGAGGAUGGAGAACCCCACUUACUCAACAACGCUCGACAGAGACGCGCCAUGGACCGACUCUGAACUGUUACGGCUGCUGGAGGGCCUGGAGAGGUUUGACGACGACUGGAAUGAGAUUGCGGACCACGUCGGAACCAGGACGCGUGAGGAGUGUGUUCUGCAAUUCUUGCAGCUUGACAUCGAGGACAAGUACCUGGAGUCAGAAAACUCGCUCGCGGCGCCUGUUGGGGUGUCGAUGCUGGGGAGCCAAGGCGGGCAACUGCCGUUCAGCCAGGCAGACAACCCCGUCAUGUCGGUUGUGGCAUUCCUGGCCAGCCUAGCAGACCCUGCAAGUGCUGCCGCUGCCGCUGGGAAGUCGGCGGAGGAGCUGCGGCAACAUCUUCGGGGCAAGCUUGAGUCGAGUGGUGCGCUCGAGGAGCAGGCCGAUGGCAAAGGCAAGGGCAAGGAGAAGGAGGGUGACUCGAUGGAGGUCGACAUCCAGCACGAGACCACGACUACCACGACAACGACGACCACGACUACGACAAAGACUACGGCACUUGCAAACAUCCCUCUGGCGACGAUUGGGGCCCGCGCUGACGGCCUGGCCUCCCACGAGGAGCGCGAGAUGACGCGGAUCGUGUCAGCGGCCGUCAACAUCACCCUGCAAAAGAUGGAGCUCAAGAUGAAGUUCUUCAAUGAGAUGGAGGCCAUCCUCCAAGAAGAGCGGCGCGAGCUGGAGCGGGGCCGACAGCAGCUGUUCCUCGACCGGCUGGCGUUCAAGAAGCGGGUGCGCAGCGUGCAGGACGAGCUCAAGGCAGCAGCCCUGGCGGGCGGCGAGCAGGGUGCCCGGAUGGCGCAGGACGUGGUGAUGGACGGCGAGAGACUGAACCUCCAGGCCACGGCGGUGGGCGGCGGCGUGCAGCCGUUGAGCAGCGGGGGCCAGAUCAAGAGCUACGAGGCCUAG